AUGGUUGUAAGCCAGAGGAAACUGCAGCAGUCUCUUUUAACGGUGCGUGAGUGCAACUAUGUGCAACUGUCAGAGCAGACACGCAACCACAAUUGGGAUAGAAUACAAUCUCGGAUGCAAACUUGCUAAACUAGCGCCUGGGUGGAAACAUCCAAGUCUAUGGGAGGAACGAAUGACCUGCUAUGGUCGCUGGCGCUCUUUUGGGGGGUAACGCACCUUCUCAACCGCCUUGUCAUCUCAAAACGAUCGAAUGCAUAUUACAAUGUGCUUCCUCUCACUUCUCGUGACAGGACAUCGGCCCGUCUCCAUUUCGUUUCUCCCUCGUUUUCUGGGCACAAAUCUAUUCUCGCUUGGGCUUUUCACCCUUCUCGCACGACAGCUAUCGUGCAUGACCUGAGGAUAACUAUACACACGACUUCCCUGAACUCUUUAUCCCUAUCACUUUCUGAAAAGCUAUCCAAUAGCCCAACUGUUCGUGCAUUUUAUGACGCCGGUUCCUUACUUUGCACCACUGCGUCGUUCUUAUGCUUGGUGUGGCUAUCGUGGUGCGCUUUUGGUACAAUAUGCAGUCUUGUUCGCGGAGCAGAAGUUCCCAAUAUUAUACCACCAAUGGGUGGGCUUCCCGAUUCGCUGUGUAUUGAUCUCGAUGGUCCCUUCAGCUACUUGAGGCUUGUCAUACCAGGAUUAACUGUUCCCCUAUACCAUUUUCCAGUUCUAAUAUCUGCUGGCAUCUCUUGUCUCCUAACCCACGAAGCCGGACAUGUGAUAGCCGCGUCGCUUGAUUCCAUCCAAAUAAUCUCAACCGGAAUCGGAAUCGUAGUUGCCGUUCCGUGGGCUUACGUCUCCUUGCCCCCGUCAUCCGUCUCUGCCUUGCCUCCGCGAGCGCGUCUACGGAUAGCUACUUCGGGGAGCUGGCAUAAUUUAGUUGCAUUAUUGCUACUGUGGCUCGGGGCCUGGAGCGGAAUCAGUGAAGCGUUGGGGAAAGUCAUAGGGUGGCCAUUAUGGGAGUACACUGGCGACUCGGCUGCAAUUGUGGCGGGAAUUGAUUCGGAUUCGUCUCUUGUACAACAUUUGCCCAUUAGUUCGUCGAUUGUAGCCCUCGACGAUACCUCAAUAUUUUCCCCAGAAUCUUGGCGAAGCUUCUUUUCUGAUAAGGCUGGAAGCGCGAGAAAUGACAGUGGCUGGUGUGUGAUGGACCAGUGGUCAAACGACUUCAAUUCGAAAUUAUAUUCGUCUAUCGAUAUACCUUCCAACAAAAAGCGCCCGCAAUUUGCCUGCUUCUUCCAGGGACCGGAUAUCCCCGGUAUUCCAGGAGUCUGCCUUGACCCACUGCUUAUUCUCGAUCCAGCAACCCCACCUCCACUGCAUCGAACUCUGGAGCGAUGCAACCCACAACGUGCUGACUCAUGUGAGGAAGGAUGGUCUUGUGUUCGCCCUAGUCCGAAAGAACAACUCGUGAGGAUAUCUGUGAGGCCCCCGUCGUGGAUCGACCCUCAGACUUUCACGAUCGUGUGGAGGGGGCCCAAAGAGGAAGUGCUUGAUCAAAUAGUGAUUGGUAAAUUUCAACCGCGGCACUGGAUUGUCCCACCAAGUAUUCCGUUAAUUGUAGGCCUCUUCCAAGCGUAUGCAUUCGCGAUAUCACUUUCGCUCUUCGUUCUCAACCUCUUGCCCGUUCCAAUACUGGAUGGUGCACAAAUCUGGGAAGCCAUUUGGGAAUUGGCAGGAAAUAAAUCCCCCACACAUCGUAAUCCGAUCAACAGAGACCUCCAGGAGGAAGCGCGCGAGACGGACAGGAGCCUCUCCCGUGUUGCAAGUCUACCCCACGGUGGCAGGAUAAGACCAACAAGUCGUGGAGGGACCCGGACGGCUUGAACAACACGGCCAGGCAAGGGCUUCUACCUCCUCCGCACGUUAGAAGAUGUUUAUGGCCACUGGAGUGCGCUGUCUGCACUCCAUCACAUGAUCUUGCAGCCCCUCCAUCCCCAUGAACAAAAUCCGCUGCACAAACGUUGCCAGUUGCUAUGAAACCGGAGCUUGUGUCGUGGCCCAUUGAACGAAGUCGACUACAGAUAAACUGGUGCCGCACCCGAGACCCCAACCUCGCGCCCUGGAUUCGGGCAGCCGGAAU
This is a messenger RNA of Cantharellus anzutake, 2128 nucleotides long. RefSeq lists its product as uncharacterized. The transcript is spliced from 6 exons. The record is from RefSeq and is a predicted model, not a curated record. NCBI's taxonomy places the organism in Eukaryota, Fungi, Basidiomycota, Agaricomycetes, Cantharellales, Hydnaceae. The coding region runs from base 160 to 1872 and encodes 570 amino acids. Gene Ontology annotation, molecular function: metalloendopeptidase activity. Gene Ontology annotation, biological process: membrane protein intracellular domain proteolysis; regulation of response to endoplasmic reticulum stress. Gene Ontology annotation, cellular component: cytoplasm; membrane.